Molecule: messenger RNA, 5473 nt
Organism: Vicugna pacos (alpaca)
Lineage: Eukaryota; Metazoa; Chordata; Mammalia; Artiodactyla; Camelidae
Source: RefSeq, a predicted model, not a curated record
AAGGGAGGGGCAUUUAACGGUGGCGGCUGGUUCUGCGCCGGAUUCGGGAGAGGGGCGGGCGCCAUUGUGCUUCUCUUCCUACUUUUCUGCCUCGGUUAGAGGCCUAGAACUCCAGCAGGAAGGCGGUGGUUUGAUCGCUGGGAGCGGGACGCGCCCUGUUCAGUACCAGCUCGGGAGCGAGGGAAACCUUAAGAAUGGAGUCUAAACAUUCAAGGAUUCCAAGAAGAAUUUCUGUUCAACCCUCUGACUCUUUAAGUGCUAGGAUGAUGUCUGGAAGCAGAGGAAGUAGUUUAAAUGAUACCUAUCACUCAAGGGACUCUUCGUUUAGACUGGAUUCUGAAUAUCAGUCUACAUCAGCAUCAGCGUCUGCAUCGCCAUUUCAAUCUGCAUGGUACAGUGAGUCUGAGCUAACUCAGGGAGCACGCUCAAGAUUGCAAAACCAGCAACGGGAUCACGACUCAAAAAGACCUAAACUUUCCUAUACAAACUGUACAUCUACCUCAGCUGGGAGAAGUGUUGGACAUGGUUUAAAUGCAGUAUCGGAUUCUUCUUGGAGGCGUAGUCAAGUUCCCAGAUCUUCAUCAGUGGUACUUGGAUCAUUUGGAACUGACUUAAUGAGAGAGAGGAGAGAUUCAGAGAGGAGAGCAGAUUCCUCCAUUAGUAAUCUUAUGGAUUAUAGUCACCGAAGUGGUGAUUUCACAACCUCAUCAUAUGUUCAAGACAGAGUUCCUUCUUCAUAUUCACAGGGAGCAAGACCUAAAGAGAACUCAUUGAGCACUUUACAGUUGAAUACAUCAUCUACAAACCACCAAAUGCCUUCUGAACAUCAUACCAUACCAUGUUCUAGGGACUCUGGUAGAAAUUCUUUAAGAUCCAAUUUUUCUCCAAGGGAAUUAGAAUCUCCUCAAGGCAGUAUACAGCCUGGAUUUUCUUAUAUUUCAAAUAGAGAUGAAACCUCAGCUAUAGGCAGUUCAGAUAGGUUUGGUUCAUCUCAAAGAUCAUUUCAAGAAUCUUCUGACAAUGAAGGUAGACGUACAACAAGAAGAUUGCUGUCACGUAUAGCUUCUAGUAUGUCAUCUACUUUUUUUUCACGAAGAUCUAGUCAGGAUUCCUUGAAUACAAGAUCACUGAGUUCUGAAAAUUCUUAUGUUUCUCCAAGAAUCUUUACAGCUUCACAGUCUCGUAGUAAUGCAGCAUCUGCUUCUGAUGCUCCUGAUAAUAGGGCAUCUGAAGCUUCUCAGGGAUUUCGAUUUCUUCGGCGAAGAUGGGGUUUGUCAUCUCUUAGCCAAAAUCAUAGCUCUGAGCCAGAUUCCCAGAAUUUUAACCAAGAAUCUGAAGGUAGAAAUACAGGACCAUGGUUAUCUUCUUCACUUAGAAAUAGAUGCACACCCUUGUUCUCUAGAAGGAGACGAGAGGGACGAGAUGAAUCUUCAAGGAUAUCUACCUCUGAUACACCAUCUAGGUCUCAUAUUUUUAGAAGAGAAUCAAAUGAAAUGGUUCACCUUGAAGCACAGAGUGAUCCCCUUGGGGCUACUGCCAGCAGACCACAAGCAUCUGCAGCACCGAGCAGUGCUGCUACAGGUGGCUCCACUUCAGAUUCGGCUCACAGUGGACGAAAUACAGGAAUAACAGGGAUACUUCCUGGUUCCUUAUUCCGAUUUGCAGUCCCCCCAGCACUUGGAAACAGUUUGACCGACAAUGUCAUGAUCACUGUAGAUAUUAUUCCUUCAGGUUGGAGUUCAUCUGAUGGAAAAAGUGAUAAAUCUAAAAGUACACCUUCAAGAGACCCAGAAAGACUGCAAAAAAUAAAAGAGAGCCUUCUUUUAGAGGACUCUGAAGAAGAAGAUGGUGACUUAUGUAGAAUUUGUCAGAUGGCAGCUGCAUCAUCCUCUAACUUGCUAAUAGAACCAUGCAAGUGCACAGGAAGUUUGCAGUAUGUCCACCAAGAGUGUAUGAAAAAGUGGUUGCAGGCCAAAAUUAACUCUGGUUCUUCACUAGAGGCUGUAACCACCUGUGAACUCUGUAAAGAGAAGUUGCAGCUUAACCUGGAGGAUUUUGAUAUUCAUGAACUACAUAGAGCUCAUGCAAAUGAACAAGCUGAGUAUGAGUUUAUCAGCUCUGGUCUCUACCUAGUUGUGUUACUGCACUUGUGUGAACAAAGCUUUUCUGAUAUGAUGGGAAAUACGAAUGAACCAAGCACACGUGUCCGAUUUAUUAACCUUGCAAGAACUCUUCAGGCACAUAUGGAAGAUCUCGAAAGCAUCUGCACAGCUUACCCUCUUCUCAAAGUCCUACAACCUCCAGGGUGCUUCAUACCAGGUGGGCACAGAUAUUGGUGGCUCUGCAACAGUUCCUGGGAAUCCAAGAUUACCCUACCUAUUGUGCUUUUUCACCCAAAGCAACUAGCUCCCCAUGAUCAGAUUCCAGUACGCUCUUUGAAGUGUUUUUAAAUAUGUAUUCUCCAAUUGAUUAUCUCCAGUACUCAAUCUUCAAAAUACUUGGAGUGUUACCUGUAGUGUGUAUCACAUUUUUAUUUUUAAAGAAAGCUCAGCAUCAUUUGAAGAUUUGAGAAGGACUUAAUCCUCGUAAGAACCUUUUAAUUCCUUGAAUAUUCUUAGACAUGGAUUUUUGUCAUUAAGUUUGUACUAUUUUUAACUUUUAAAAGGAUUCGAGGUACAACUAGAUAAUGCAUUUUCACAAUUUUAGUUUCUGUGGAAAUAAUAUAUAAAAGAGUCAAAUGGUAUAAUAAAGCCUAAAUGGGAAUUCAUUUAAUGUAAAUCUUUUUUUCCUUCAAACCUUCUUAGUUUAGAUACCUCAUGUUGGCUAAUACAAGGAUCUUUCUCUCUUUUGUAAACUAUGAUUUAUACUUUGUCAGAUGUGAUGAUAGUAAUUUGUUGCAGUAUACAUUUUCCCCAGAUUGCUUUUUUUUUUAAACUAAUGUUCUGAUUUAGAAUUUAGUUUUCUAAACAUAUAGGAGUGUCUACUCCCAACAUGUGAAUGAAAGGAGAAAAAUAGAGUUAAAAUAUAUACCUAAACUCAACUGAGAGGGAAAGAUGAGGGAGCCACAAAUCUAACUCUUCAGUACCAGAGUAUUAAUAUAUUUUGAAAAUAGUUUCUAACUGGAUUUUCUUCUGUAGAGUUAAUCCAGUAGAAAACAUGAGAAAUUCUCUGAAAAACUGUUCUAUUUUUUAGUUUGACAUUUCUCCGUGAUACAGCAUAAAACUUAAGCAUAGAAUUUACUCGUCAUGAGCUAAGUAUAUGCUUGAUAUCAUUUAUUUAAAAUGGAUUUAAAAUUUCUGCAAGAUAACAGACUGAAGUAUGGACACUGAAGUCUCAUCUGUACUUGUUGCAUAAUUUUCUUGUUGAUUCCUUUGCUGAGUGCUCUUAAAUUGACCAGUAUUAAAUAUAAGAGUAUACAUUUAACCUUUCUGCCCUUCAUAGUAGGAGAAAUACUGGUUAGAUGUUUUUAAACUCUUUGAGUUGCUGAUGACUCUAAAUUGAGGUCAAAAAUGUUGCAAGAGUGGUAUGUUUCUAACAACGUGAAGGCACAGGAAUAAUCUCAACAAAAGGUUUUUACUAAACCAAGUUAUUUUAAUAGGCUAUGUCUAUACAAAGAUUUUUUGACUAGAGCUUUUUCUUGGCAUUGUAUAGACAUAGCUUUGAUGUAAAUUGCAAGAACACCCAUAAUCUAUUAUUCUGUGUACAUUUUUAAAAUUUUUCAUUGGAUACAUCAAACAUGCAGUGGUAAUAAGCCAGAUUCUACUCAAGUGUGUGAGAGCACGGGCUUUAAGUUCACUUUUUCUCAUGUAUAUCACUAGCUACUAUGAACACAGAUUGAUCUUAGAAACUUUUUAAAUGUUCUUGAACCACAUUUUAAAAUAUUUUCAUUUUAAUAAAAACUAACAUAACAGAAAGGUGUGGAUGGGCAUCACCCACAGUCAAACCACCCUAACCCUGUCAUGAUAACCUGUCAUUUUGACCAAACAGUAUACUAAAUUGGGAUAUUUAUUUUACAAGUCAUUGCUGUUCUGGCUUCAUAUUUACACUUCCAUUCUUCAUCCCCCUUAAAAUCAUUCUUGAUCAUCCUGUUUUCUUUCAACAGCUUCAGAGGAUGAUUCUGAAGAAGAUGGAGACCAUAACAGAACAUUUGAUAUUGCCUAACUUCAUAUAAGACAAAUGGAUGAUCUGUGAACAAGUGUUUAUUAAAACUGGCAAUUAAGUACGAAUUUAAUUUUGUGGGGGAAUGCCUAUUGAAUACCUUUACUGUCUCUCUAUAGAUAAUGAAUAUAUAUAUAUAUACACACAUGUAUGCAUGUAUAUAUAUAAUGAAUAUAUAUGUACACACAUGUAUGCAUGUAUAUAUAUAUUCAUUCUCAAGUAUUGCUGAAUUAAAAUUCUGCUGGCUUAUUAACAUGGCCAGUGAGUCUAAUGUUUAUAAACAGGUAAUCAAAAGUAUUUUUCUUUUAGCUGAAUUGAGAAAGUGUUAUCCUUGUUUUAAAUAUCUAAGCAAUGCUGCAGCCAUUUUUUGUGUUCUGAUUACCGUAGUCAUAUUUAUGAAAAAAGGUUGACGUUUUAGUCUGUUAGUGAAAAAAGUGGGACAAAAUAUGCUUUCAGAAUAAAUUGCCAAAUGGCACCUAAUUAUUUUUCUUUUUAAAAUGCCUUAAGUUGCAGUCUCAUUUUCAUGAUCAUUUGCUUCCAGUGUUUAAAGAAAGUAAGAGCGGGGAAAAAGUUAUAAAGAGCAUUAUAUUAGGUUUCCAAAUGUAACUUGAAUUCUAAAUUCACUUAGCAAUAAAAUCUAAUUUAAAAAAUACAUAAAUAUAAAAUGUACAAAUGAUGGGUAAAUUUUUGUAUUGAUUUGCAAAAUGCAGAUUAUAUUUGAUAGGCCAUAGUAUGUAGAUGUUCCUUUUAGGAAUAUUACAGCUGUAAAUUAUAUCAGGAUUGCCAGUCAAAUGCUAUUUGAUUUGAAAAAAAAAUUAUUGAAAUCUCAAGCUAGUGAAAUAUUUUUAAAUCCCACAUUCAAAGUUUAAAACACUGGUUUUCAAUGUUUUUUUUAGUGUUGUAACUUCUUUAUAGAUAAAUAUGAUAUAAAUAACCUGUUUGGAUCCUGGUCGUUUUUAACUGUUCCUUGGUAAUUCUGAGCAUUUAUUUGAUGACUUAAUAUUUUUCACUACCUUUAGAGAACAGAUGAACAUUUACCUGUUCACUUAAAUAGAUUUGCACUGUGGUUAUGAGUUAUGUACACUUCUAUAACACUGUAUAUUUCCUCUUUCAACACCCUUAGGAUACACUUAAAAACACCUUCAGUUGGUUUCAGGUUAAAUAGUCUUAUGUCAUGGCAGCAGACUACUUUUUUGGAACCUAAAUAGAAACUGUAAUUUCUCAAAUGUGAAUCAACAGUUUGCCCACGUUAAGUCAGUUUGUUGGUCUUAAUGUAAAACCUUGGCUUGAAAUAAAGUGCAUACUGAUUGAUUUA